UUCGUAUAAGGUCAAAAUCGGCGCGGCACUUUUUCAAAGUAAUGAUUUGUCUCAUAUUUUACAUUCUUUGAUUGUACCGAAAAAAUAGUAGAAUUGUACUCAAAAUAUCAACACUGAUAUACACGCCAAAACACAGCACUGACUGUAAAACAGCUGGCGCUUAUGUUUGUUUUUGCAUUCAGUUGCUGUUUCGCCUUUCGUCGUUGAUGUUCGAUUUUCUUGUUACGAUUGUAUAAAAAGAAGGUAAACAAUCACUUUUGCAAAAAAGGUGUGAUAAUGAAAAAGACGGAGCUCAUGUGUAAUUGAUGAUAGAGUUUGUAAAAAAGAAAUUGGCGAAAUAGUUAUGAGAGGAUUGGCGUUAUUUAUAAAUAUUUAAGAAUUAUAGAUUCCUGUGUGGUUUACAAAACAGAAGAAAGGAAUCAUUUAACCACAUGAUGAAACGAUAAAAUAAUUUCAGGGAACUUACACGUUUGGGAGAAGAAAAAAGAAACUAAUUUUGAAUGCAAAGUGAAAAUAGCAGAAAUAGGUGCAUAAUUUAAAAAGGCAAAAGUAAGAAUUACAACGCUUAUACUAAACAUAGCUGUAAGCUGAUAACCUGGCGAGGUGUGGGACUGUGUAGAAACGCAUCACGGAUCAUUUGGAAGUUGUAUGUCGGAGCGCUUCUUGCUGCUGCCCAAAUACAGAGAAAAGGCAAACGGCUAAUGCGCAAUGGACUACCUACAGGAAUGGACUAAGAGUCUACAGGAGUUCCUCUCUACCUAUAUCGACUUGGAUUACUCACUAUGGCUUUACCGAUUACUUUGGCCGCUGAUUGUAACAUUCCUACUUCCACUAGUCUUCGUGGCACUCAUUUACAUUUCAUUUGUGAUGCUUUUCAUUUACAAACUGCACAGGGAGGUAAUCAUGCGCACUGUUCGCACGGAUCGUAAAUUCUGGGAGUUCGGUCGAAAAUUGGUCGCCGCUUUGUGGGAUGCUCACGCGCGCAUUUAUCAUGGCUACGAAGUAAUCGGCAUGGAGAAUAUACCAGAAACUGGACCUGCGUUGAUUGUGUACUACCAUGGCGCUAUACCCAUCGACAUGUAUUACUUAAAUUCACGCAUUAUACUGCAAAAGGAUCGUCUUAUAUACACCAUUGGCGAUCGAUUUCUAUUCAAAUUACCCGGUUGGGGUACAAUAUCCGAGGCAUUUCACGUCAGUCCCGGCACGGUGCAGUCUUGUGUUGGCAUUCUAAAAGAGGGUAAUUUACUAGCCAUCUCACCAGGUGGCGUUUAUGAAGCACAAUUCGGCGAUCAAUAUUAUGAACUGUUGUGGCGUAAUCGUGUUGGCUUUGCAAAGGUUGCGCUGGAGGCCAAGGUGCCAAUAAUACCUUGCUUUACGCAAAAUCUACGCGAAGGUUUCCGACAGCUGGGCAUAUUUCGCAACUUUUUCAUGAAACUCUACAAUACAGUGCGCAUACCGGUUUACCCUAUCUACGGUGGAUUUCCGGUGAAGUUUCGCACAUUCGUGGGUCGACCGAUAGCGUACGAUGGCACGCUAACGCCAGAGGAGCUGCAAAUGAAGGUGGCCGCGGCGUUGGAGGAAUUGAUAAAUCAGCAUCAACGUAUUCCUGGCAGUAUAUUUCAUGCGUUGCUUGAUCGUAUUCCCCCACUUCGUAGCAAAAGAAAAGUCCCGGAAUAAGUCGCUAAAGCGGCAUCUGUUCAGCGUAUUUAAAUUUGAUAAUCUCUACAUACUCUACUGUGUUAAAUUUUCGUUUUUCAUUUCUUUUAAGGGGAGGGAAACGCAAAAGACUUUCUGCUAACUAUACAAAUAGUUUAUUGUGCACCUAUCGGGAGAGUUUUGCUUACAAAACAGAAUAAAUAGUUAAAAAUACUCUUAAAACCCUAAAACUAAAGACAAAGAACAAAACUUACGAUAGUUGAUAGUUCUAUUGUAGACUAUACUCGUAUAGUACUAUGUAUAAAUAAGUUCAUUCAAUUUAUCAAUAACCCAUCUUGCAAUAUGCAACUGUAACUGGAGCUUUUUUAACGUUUACAUAAAAUAGCCUUAAGUGUACUUAAAAUGCUUUCAGCUAAGCUCAUAUCAUGCAAUGUGAACAAUUUCUCUUAUCUAAAAACAUUUAUUUUUUUUUAUUAGAACAGAUAUGACCAUCGGGGUUCGUUUUAUAUUUUGCAUUUAUGUAUAUUUUUAUGAUAGAAUUAAUUAUACAAUGCAUCUGCGCAUUCUGGUUGUAAUGGGAAAUUGAUUAUUCCAGCAAUAAAAAAUGUGUGUGUAUAUAAAUAAAACCCGUAGUUAAGUCGUAGGUUAAAUUUUUAAUUUUGUUUAAAAACAAUGAAAUUGUUUGUGAAAUAGUAUUCCAGCUUUCAUUUAACCGCUCAGUGUACACAUACUUAAACAUACUUGUUUUUUAAAUAAAUUUCACUUCGUAUUAAUUUAUCGGUAUUCACAUACUCAUUUGAGUACGUAAAUGUGUAUUGUGCUGCAUAAAAAGUGUACUUUUUAUUAUAUAAUUAGAUGGCAUGUGAAAAUUAAAAUUAAAAAAGAUCAUAUCAAUUUAUUCAAAACGUAUUGACGUAUUAUUUCGUGAAAAAAGCGCAAACAGCUACUAAUGAUAAGAUAAAUAGGUCAGUUCUUGUUGGGGAAGGUAUAUGAUUAAAAUCUCCGUAAACCUUGGAAGAGUUUAAGUAGGACAAAUGGUAAUAAAGAUGCCUCGAAUACUGCAAGCGAACUAAAAAAUAUUUACGAAAAUCUGAUACGAAUCAAUUUAGAUACACAUAUGCAUGUUGUUAUACAACAACUAAAUUUGUUUUUUAUUUUUGUACGAUUUCUUCAACACUAAUAAGUCUAGGGUCGCGGUUGACGGACUUCUGGAAUUCCUGCUUGUGGGAACAGGACCAAGGACCCACUAAUUUAUCUUAGUCGUGGUAUUAUGAGUAGACUGCGGAUUUUUAUGCUGAAAACGAAGCC
This is a messenger RNA of Rhagoletis pomonella (apple maggot), 2964 nucleotides long. Its product is annotated as transmembrane protein 68-like. The coding region runs from base 709 to 1677 and encodes 322 amino acids. The transcript has 5 exons. NCBI's taxonomy places the organism in Eukaryota, Metazoa, Arthropoda, Insecta, Diptera, Tephritidae. The record is from RefSeq and is a predicted model, not a curated record. Gene Ontology annotation, molecular function: acyltransferase activity. Gene Ontology annotation, cellular component: membrane.